Arachis ipaensis is the source of this 820-nucleotide messenger RNA. Lineage: Eukaryota; Viridiplantae; Streptophyta; Magnoliopsida; Fabales; Fabaceae. The record is from RefSeq and is a predicted model, not a curated record.
AUGGACAUAGUACAUCCGAAUUAUUGGGUAUGUCUUCCAUCUUCUUGUUUUUAUCCUAUCCAUCCUCUAAUAAUUGUCAUUUGGAGGCAUAACUUGGAUUUUUAUUUUAUUUUUAAUUUUUUUCAGAAGUAUAGACUUGGACAACAAGCUAAAAAACAAAGUGAAGAACAUCACAAAGAGAACAAUAGAUAUUCAUAUGUGAAUUUCAGCAAUAGCUCUUCAGAGUUUAGCACUAGUUUCAGAGGUGAUAAUGAAAGGGGAGAAAUCCUAAUAGCAGAGGCAUUGAGACAUCAAAUUGAAGUCCAAAAGAGACUGAAAGAACAGCUAGAGGUACAGAAGAAAUUGCAGAUGAGAAUAGAGGCUCAAGGGAAGUAUUUGCAAGCUGUGUUAGAGAAAGCUCAGAGGAUACUUUCCAUGGAAGGUUCAGGCAAUAAUCUAGAAGCAUCAAGAGCUCAAUUGACUGAAUUCAACUCUGCCUUGUCCAAUUUCAUGGAAAACAUGAACAACAAUGAUAGCAAACAAAGCAUUUUAGACAUGAAUGAUUUUUAUAUUAAAGUCCAUGGUUCAGGUUUCCAUAAUUAGCAUGAAGUAAUAAAGAGAGAAGAAAAUAUUGAUCAAAAGCCUAAGAUUGAAGAGGGUUCAAUUCAGUUUGACUUAAAUAGCAAAGGUAGCUAUGAUCUUGUAUCUGCAGGUGGUGGUGGAUCUGAAAUUGAAGCCAAAAUGCUUUCAUAUAGGCUAUGAUCAUUUUGAACUAUCAUAUGUUUUUUUUUCUUUUAUAUUGUUUAACUAAGGUUACAUGUUAGGAAUAAAGUUUAUCUGA